AUGGCUGGGAUCAUGUUUGAAAAGGAGACUACAAAGAUAAGUCAAGCCAUAUUUAACAAAGAUAUUGUUGGUUUAAGGGCAGCUUUGAAAGAAAAGGAAGAUCCACAUCAUAAAGACAGGAAAGGAAAUACUUACCUGCACUACAUCUGCACCAUGCAUCGUCCCAUUAUCAUCCACAUUAUUCUAGGAACUGGAAUAGAUGUCAAUGCAAGAAACAGGCAUGGAAACACAGCUCUCCAUGUCACUGCCUUACACCAUGAGUGCUGCCAUGUUGGAGAUCUGUUAUCUGCCGGAAUUGACCCCACAAUCAGAAACAAUGAUGGGAAGACAGCUGCUGAGCUUCACACAAGGAAUAAGUUUUGGAAAAGCAUUUAUGACAAAUAUCAGCCAGGGAUAUUUGAAGCUGUUGCCAGCCAUGACAUUGACAAGGUUUUGUAUCUGCUUCAUUGUUGGUCCAGAGUUGACUCAUGCAGGAAUGGACAAACCCUUCGUCAGUUUGCUGCAUCCCACAAGUUCCAUGACAUUGUAUUUCAUUUAGAUGUACAUAAAUAUACUCUUGGAGCCAUUUACUCAGUUUUAGAAGGAGAUCAAGAGAAAGCAUGGAGCCACAUGUCCAAUGCAAGAUGUGAUAUUAACUUCUUAAACUAUGCUGCAGAUUCAAGUCACAUUCUUCAGUUUGCUAUAAACCGUCAGGACAGCAAAAUUGUAAACAUGAUAUGCAAAUCAAGGGUCAAUGUCAAUGUCAGAGUCACAGUUCAAGGCUUUCUUAAGGCUCCUUUGUUCUUUGCUGCCAUCGAUCCUAAAAUAUCAAAUAACAUCUUAUGGGCAGUACUACAAGCUAGUGUGGACUUUUCCCUCAGAGAUGAGAGAGGCCGAAAUGCUGCUGUUUAUGCUUUGGAUAGAACCAGAGGAAAGAUUCCUGUUGAAGUGAUUGUUCACAUGUUGAAACAUGGACUGGAUGUUUCACAGAGAGAUGGGACUGGUGUGACGCUGCGAGAUGUAGCUAGACUUGCAAGACGAAAGGACAUUGUUGAUGUAAUUGACCAGAUUUUGGUUAGAAUGGUCAGAAAGUCAGACCUGGCAGAGCUGGAGAGACUUGCUGUCAUGGGUUAUGAUAGUAUUAUUAUUGAUUAUAAUUACAGAGAUACUUACAUCUAUGCCAGUGGGAAUGAAUCAGAUGAUGUGCUACAGUUUAUUCAACAGCUGCAGCAGUUUCAUCAUCAAGUUCAGAUGUUUCAUUCUGCCAUCUGCCAUUCAUCUCUAGAUGAUGUGACCCUCACCUUGGCUACCGCAGACAGGCCUGAUCUAUUGCUCAAUGCCAGAGACAAGGGUGGUAGAACUGGUUUACAUUUAUGCAUCCUUCACAGGAGAGCAGACGUGCUGAAGCUGUUACUCUCUCAUCAAAAUCUUGAUAUUACUGCAGUAGAUAAUCUUGGGCGUACUGCGUAUCACUACUCCUGCGCUGUGGAAGAGAGCAACGAGAGGCACAUGUUUGUACAUCUACUAGAGGCUGCUGGGAUUGACACUGAAGCUUUGGACUAUAGAAACCAUAAAGCAUCAAGCAACUGUAACAACUCCACUGCAGCUCAAUGGCUUGAUAAAGAAAGAAAGAUGCACUUUGGGAUGGGGAGACAACUGACAUGUGUGGACAAGUAUGAGCAGCUCUGCCACUUGAUGACACAGAAGCGGAAACAGUUGAAGCAUUUUGAGAAGGCCAUUUGCAAAUUCCCAUAUCCAGUUUCAGGAUUUUCACAUACUCUGUCGCCAGUUCUGUCAGAUUACAGGGACCUAGUGUUUGUGGCCAUGGAUAACGGCAAAGAGGACAUUGCUGUGAGACUGAUACAGCUAGGAGUUGACUGGAGGAGAAAAGAGUUUAUAUUGCCUUAUCCUGACAGUGCAGAUGAAGGUUCUUCAACUUUGAUGUCUGUAGCAGAAUAUGCCGGUCAUUUAGGACUGCAGAAGCUCAUAAUGGCCAUCAAAAUGAAGACAGACUACCAACAGAGUCAACUGAUUUCUAGAAAAAAUAAAAAAAAAUGA
Molecule: messenger RNA, 2037 nt
Organism: Candidula unifasciata
Lineage: Eukaryota; Metazoa; Mollusca; Gastropoda; Stylommatophora; Geomitridae
Source: the annotation of a GenBank genome assembly